Molecule: messenger RNA, 950 nt
Organism: Cajanus cajan (pigeon pea)
Lineage: Eukaryota; Viridiplantae; Streptophyta; Magnoliopsida; Fabales; Fabaceae
Molecular function (GO): metal ion binding
Source: RefSeq, a predicted model, not a curated record
CACUUCCUUAAAACAAAAGGCAUAUAUCUUGGUCUCUCCAACUUUACAGCUCCAUGCCUCCAUGGCUCGGGAAUCGCAGGCACCUCGUGUCACACAGAUACAGGUCCGAGUGGACUGUAACGGCUGCGUGCAGAAGAUAAAAAAAGCACUAAAUGGCAUUCAUGGUAUACAUGAUCUUCGUGUUGACUUACACCGACAAAAGCUCACAAUUAUUGGGUGGGCAGAUCCAGAACAAAUCGUCAAAGCAAUUAAGAAGACAAAGAAGAAUGCCACCAUAUGUUCUAGCAUUGAACUAACUUCUCCAUCUAGACCAAGAGAACCAGAACCAAAAGAAAAUGCACCAGCCCCUGAUGCAACACAACCACCACCAGCACAGGCUCCACCACCAUCAGAACCAUCACCUGAAGCAACACCAUCUCACAUACCUACACGGCACAGUGCAACCCGACAGUUGCAGAACACAGGAACAGAAGAACUAGAACAGUUUCAUGUGACACACCAUCAUCUGCCUAACUAUAUUAGCAGAUUCAGUUCCGGCCACCAUCAUGUUGAGCACUGGCACAAACACCAUAAUGGCCCUGUAUUUCUACAGGAGCCAUCCCAAUCCAUGUAUGUGACACACAGCUAUAAUACACACAUGCCUUCAUCAUUCGUCACUGAAUACGAAUAUGUCAGAUCACCAUCAAGAUACACACAUUACAAUAGUAUAGAACACUACGGUGGAGAUUACCAAAACAGUAAUGUAAACAUCACUUCCAUGUUCAGCGAUGACAAUCCAAAUGCAUGUUGCAUUGUCUAGUUAGGGUGUCGAGCUACUUAUGAAAAGUAAAUAGAAAAUCUCUUGUGCUUUCAAUUGUAUUGAUAAGUGAGUUGUCGAAGACGAUUCGUAAAACCAUAUAAUUUGAAAAUAGAAAAUAAGAAUACUUUAGUUUGCAUGAAAUCACUAUGAU